CGCUUUCUCCUAACGUUACGAACAUCUAUAUUACGAAUGGUCGCAUAUUGGGGAUGGCCCGAUUAAUCUCUGACAUUACUCAUGCAAAUCAGAUGGUUCAACGGAUUUUAGCCAUAUACACGCAUCUGCUGCUAAUAGUACCAAACUACGACACAGCCGCAACUAAAGGCGAACCCGGGCGACCAAGGGUCCUUCUCUAUCUAUAGAGAUAUGGACUCAAAGGGUAUCUGACAUAGGGGGCACAUGUUUUGGCUCGUCUGAGCCCUUUCAAAGUCUUCUCUCAGGCGGUGAUCAUGAUGGGGGGCGCAUCAAUCUCAUUGGUCAGCCUUGCCUCUCAUCAGCCUUGUCGUUGUUGCUCAACAGCUCGUAUACGCCGGAAUUCGAUUUUGCAGUCGGCCGACCAGGAAUACUACCCAAUAAUUGGACUGGGAUAGUAGGUGGCGCAUCCAGCGGUGAACACGCGGCUGACCCCUAUGAGAAGCAUAGGUCAAACCCCCUGAAACAUUCAGCCUCCCAGUCCGCCAAAAUCCCAGACAUAUAUUUUCGAGAUCUUCUCCAUUUGAUUCUAUAGGUUUCAUCUCCAUUCUUAUUUCAUGAGCCAACCAAACUCUACCAUGGAUACUCAAGAGCCAACGGGCGGCGCUCCUCCUAGAGGUACUGGGAGAAAGCGGGCGCUAUCAGAAGACUCCUCCUCUUCAUUUCCAAUAUACAAGGUGCCUAAGAGAGACGAAGAAAGGCCAGUCAUAGCUCAGAGAGUAGGAUACUGGAACGAAUCCCGACCACCUCAGAACAUGAAGGAGAAAGUGAAAGCCAAUUUUGUCAACGCUGCCAAGAGAGCCAGCCAACUGAAGGACCACAAGCUGCUCUACCAGUACAAAAGAAUCAAACCCACGGAAAUGAGACUGUUAUACAUCAGUCCUGCUCAAAGUCGCAAUAUGGAUCUUUUCGUCUCGAUAGGCACCAUCGCGGACAAAAGGGUCGGAUCGCAGAACUCCGAUUGUCAAGCUUAUGAGGCAUUGUCAUACCAUUGGGGUCCGGGUCCGGCAGAUAAGCCCGUAUAUCUGUCCGGUGGCACCAAAGAGCCCAAGAUUGGGAUUGCGGACUUGAUUCUUCUGAGGAGUCUCGUCCCAGAUUAUGGCAAAGGUCAGAGAUUCUAUGUUCGACCCAGCCUGGAUCAAGCCCUACGACAUCUGCGACACCAGACUGAGAUGGUCAUCCUUUGGGUUGAUGCUGUUUGUAUCAACCAAAGCGACGAAAAAGGGGAGAAGCCUGAGCAGAUUGCCAAAAUGAAGGAUAUCUACAACAAAGCGGAGCGGGUGUGUAUAUGGUUGGGUGAUGGGAAAGGUAACGGUGUGAACGAGAAGGUCGAGGAUCGGACCAAGGACUUCCACGCCGCAAUGGAUUUCAGCCGCGAAAUCAUCCAACUUAAGAGACUCGAAGCACUUUCCCAGGAUUCGAGUGCGACAAAGUAUUGGAGCGAUCUGCUGGACUUGAUGCGCUGCAGCUGGUUUUCUCGGCGUUGGGUUAUCCAAGAGCUAGCUCUCGCAAGGAAGGCUACAAUCCACUGCGGCGAGAAAACUAUUCCGUGGCAGGAGUUUGCGGAUGCUAUAGGUCUGUUCGCUCUUAAUUUCGACAAAAUUCGUGCCCUGUUCAGAUCGUCAAAGGACGACAGGAUUUUUAGCAACUACAGAAACUUCAAUGAGCUAGAGCCACUCGGAGCAAAGGUAUUGGUCGAUGCAGUUACGAAUACGUUUCGCAAGAGCGUUGAUGAUAAUAUCUUCGAGCCGGUGUUUGACUUGGAAACGCUCGUGUCGAGUCUCACGUUCUUUGAGUCUUCCGAUCCGCGUGACACCAUAUACGCGCUUCUCAACAUCUCUAGAGAAUCCCUAUCGGUGGAUAGUCAGGGGAAUCAAGUGAUCCAUCCACCAAAGCCCGACUAUGAAAGGGAUAUUCUUGAGGUUUACACCGAUUUCUUGGAAUGGGUUGUUUUCACUACCAACUCACUGGACAUGAUCUGUCGACAGUGGGCUAUGCCCGAGCGAGUCAAACCAGGUGGCAGGAAGAAUCCUACACCCAUCAUCACUCUGCCAUCUUGGAUACAGACAAUCAACAAAUCCGCUUGGGGUCUCCAGGAGCAAGGUUUCAAUGGACGUAUGAACGGAGACAGUAUUGUUGGAAAAGCUGGACGAAGGCGCUACAACGCAUCGAGAGGCAUGAGUCCAGUCGUCCAAUUUGGGAAAAGGCGUCGGGGCCAUCUCAAUGGAAAACAAAAUACGCGUACACAAUCAGCUCCGUCUGCUCUUGGAACGGUUCAGAUUCCCAGGGCAAGAGAUGUGGCUUUUGGCCCGGAGCGUAAGCAAAGCCCUUCUCACCGGUUAUAUGUAACGGGCAUAGAGAUCGGGCACGUGACAUGGACUCACGGUCCGGUGUCACGUAGCGUUAUCACCAAAGAUUGUCUUGAAAAGGGCGGUUGGAAAAAGAAUGAAGAGAUGACCAGAGUGCCUGAUAAACUGUGGCGCACGCUUGUUGCUGAUCGAAAUGCUGAAGGCGAGAAUCCACCCCCCUGGUAUCAUAGGGCGGCACUUCACUCAAUGGCGCUCGCCGACAAUAACGGUCACAUUGCCUGCCAUGAGCAACUGGAACAGGAAAACACACCGAGCAACAAACUUCCCCACAUCGUCGCGGAAUAUCUGAAACGAGUUCAGGCAGUGACUUGGAACCGCAAGUUCAUUGAAGGAUACCCCAAAGCAGCUAAUCUGGACCCUCUAUUUGGACUUGGCCCGCCUGACACUGAAGAGAAUGAUCGCAUUUGCAUCCUCUUCGGUUGCAGCGUUCCAUGCAUUCUGCGACUUUGUGAAACAAACAAUAUUCCAUAUUACCAAUUCGUAGGCGAAGCAUAUAUCUACGGGAGAAUGGAUGGAGAGGCCAUUACUAUGAUGAACGAGGAAGAUUUGGAGAAAAACACUAGAGAGUUUGUCAUCAUUUGA
Molecule: messenger RNA, 2987 nt
Organism: Periconia digitata
Lineage: Eukaryota; Fungi; Ascomycota; Dothideomycetes; Pleosporales; Periconiaceae
Source: the annotation of a GenBank genome assembly